Molecule: messenger RNA, 4107 nt
Organism: Dermacentor andersoni
Lineage: Eukaryota; Metazoa; Arthropoda; Arachnida; Ixodida; Ixodidae
Cellular component (GO): endoplasmic reticulum; membrane
Molecular function (GO): chloride channel activity
Source: RefSeq, a predicted model, not a curated record
CAGCACCAGUUAAAGAAAGGUUCAGAUCAAGAGGUCUGUAAACAAACAACAAAGACUACGGUAUGCUGGAGGGUAGAAGCUGUCACCAGCAGUGCACUUUUAACUUUAAACAUCCUCUAUGCGGCAGUACAUUUUAAAUAGGCGCCAUUCAUGUAUACACAACUAAGGCCAACCACUUAGAAGCGCAUAAACUGUCAUUUUCGUAGCUAAACAAAACAGUAAAAAUGUAAGUAAACAAUGGUCUAUUUGAAACAUAAACUAAAAUAUUAAUUAACUUCUUUUAAACUUCUUUUAAAAGUUUCUUCGCGCAUACGCUGUAGGUCGGAGAGCAGAUUCGGAAAUACGACCCUUUCGCUCAGUACAAGCCUACAAAUCAGCGCUCUCUAUAAACAGUGCGGUCGAAAAUGAAAAGUCGGGGACGGUGUUAAAUUUCUCGCGCCGCGAGCUCAACCGAAGUCGCUCGCGCUUAGAUUUCUCUCCCUAAAGGUUUCCGCUGCCUUCGAGACGAGCCAUGCGAGCGAGCUUCAGUUGCGUCAGCGUCCUGCUGCUGUCGUCUCUCGUCGUCGGAACCGCGCGGGUUCAGUCCGAAACCGACGCGCCCGACGUCGAAGAUUUCUACCGGAGCCGCUUCGGCGACGGCGACACGUCGCGAAUGCGCGUCAUUCUGGGCGACACCGAGGGCUGGGUGAACCCGCACGACAUGAUGGGCGUCGCGUCGAAGUCGUCCUCCGGCAAGCGAGCGCAGCAGCAGCAGCGCUCCAAGUUGAAGAAGAGCUCGGGCGCGCGACCCGAACCCAUUUCGGAGGACACCACGACACCCGAAGCGCGGGCGCAGAUCUACAGCGAGAUCCGGGCCCGCGCUGCCGCCGAGACGUUCAGCCGAUACCCGGCGGCGGUGGACGACGAAGUCGAAACGACGGCGAACGAAGAAGGCGAAACUGCGAAAGAAAGCGCCUCGUCGCCGACCGCUUGCAACGCUCAGCAGCGGGGUUGUGACUGCGACUGCAAGGCGAUGCGACGCGAGGCGAAAAAGUGCGGCGAGCAGGUGAAACAGCUGCGGCUCAGCCAGGUGCUUGCCGACGGUCAGCAUGACCGGGAGUUCAUCUACCUCCGACGGCUUGCGCUCAACGUCAUCUACAGCGCCAAGUUCGGCGGAGACGAGAUGCCGUCGAACGUCAAGUUCGAGAUUCUUCUCUCGUCGGACGACGUGGCGACAUUGGAGAAGCUCGCCACAGACGGCAACUCCAAGUCAUCACAGCUGGAGCAGAAGCUGUCCACCAUCCUGUCCAGCUCUGUGGUGACGCCGGAUGAGCUGCCGCACGGCGCCAAUGCACUCCUGGGGCGCCUGGCCCAGGCCUGGGGCCAGACCAUGGGUCCCGUGGAUGUGCGGCUCGCGGUUCCGACCUGCGCCCUCCUGGGCGUCUUUCUCAUCGUAAUGAUUCGGGGCCGCCCGUGGAAGGUGUUCAUCUUCAUGGGAGCCUUCUACUUCCUUCUGCUCAGCUUCGUUUGGCACUGGGCCCUCUGCUACCAGCUGGAGCAUGCGCGAAGAGAUGCGUACAUCUCGCGGAACGUGGUUCCGCCUGAGCACUGCCAACCGGGCUACAGCCCCGGCUGGAUCCAGCGGAUUCUGGGACGCGAAAGCGGCGCGGACUGUGACAAGUACUACGAAAGCCUGCACAUUGACCCUGUGUGGCAGGUCAAUCCACUGUUCGUGUUGACCGAGUUGUUGUCCAGGGCCCUCUUCAACCCGUUGUCCAACCUUGGCACUGCGCUCGGGCAGUUCGCGCGAAACUUCGCCGAGCACCAGACCUGGUGGAGCAUGCUCAACAACGUCGUGAACCUCAUCUGCAUCGGCGUCCUAGGUCUGUUUGCAGCCAUGAUCUUCAUGAAACUGUUCAUCUUCUUCCUCACGACAUUCUACUGGAACGGACCGGAGAAGCCGAGACGUCAGCGGGUCGAGGAGGUGUCAGAAUCCGAGCUGAGUCGGUCGGCCCCACUGCGCCAUGAUGGUAGGCCACUGCAAGAGUCAUUUCCCAGCCGCCAGGAGACGGAGGCUGCGGAAGAUGACGUUUCGUACGAGGAAAGCAAUGAAGAGGAUGAUGAAGAAGAAGUUGAUGGCAAGGCUGGAGGGGACAGUUGGCUCAAAGAGGAAGAUGAGGCGACGUUGGGUAAAACCUGACUUGUUGGAGAAGCAGCUAGAUAGGUGUGUGUGUGUGCCUUGGAAAAAUUUUUUUAGCAUCUAGUUCAGAAAUGAACAGCGUUUCGUGAUAAUGUUCAAAUGUUCCUUUUUAUCCCCAUUCCUUACACAUCAUAGUGCACCUCUGUCACCUCGGCUUUGCACCCAUGCUCGAGCCCAUUCUUGAAUCUCUAAUUUAAAUGCUCUUCGCACAUUGUGCCAACUAUGUAGCCCCGUUUAUAGAUCCCAAAUAUGUUGUUCAGUCUUACACACCAAAGCUUGUAUAACACCAACUUGUACACUACUUUCAACUGAAGACAGACUGAAUAGGCAUGUAGCUGUUAUUGAUUCAUGCUUUCUUAAGUGUAGGUGUAAAAGCAGCAUAAAGUAGUUUUGAAACAUGUGAAGGUAGCUGUCGGGGCUAAAUGCUCAGUUGUGACAAGAAAGAAGUAACUGUGAUGAACCAUGGGUUUGCAGCAGUCCUCAAGAGACACCCCAGAGAUCAGUCUCCGCUGUUGGUUGAAAGACACGUGGUUAAAAUCAGCUUAGCUGCCUCCUUUUCUUCAGCCUUCUGUGUAUAUAAUUUGGUUUUUCACUGGAUGUCCUGGUGAUCAUCGCCGGUGAUUUAGUAGGCCGACACCGCGAACAGAGGCUGAACGUUCCUGAUAAUGCCUUUCGCAAACCAGGAAUAGCAUUAACUGCGCAAGUCGCGGUAGAUUUCUGGAAAGCUUUUGAUGCACAAGUUGCAAAGCUGUGAUGUCACCUGUGUCGGUGUGGACAGUGUCAGUGCCUUGAUCGCUGCUGGCAAUAGACUGCUCAAGUGAAGCGAACAACGUCGAAGACUAUGGAAGCGGGAAGCCACUGACUAUGUCAUAACAAUGGCAUGCUGACAUGCCCUGUACGUAGCAUGUAUUGCAAGAGAAAAAGCCUACAUAAUUCAAGUGAUAAGCAAAGAUGGUCGUGACUGCUCCACCAUUGCUACAACCAACGUGUGUUAUUCUGUGUGUCUGCACUUCCAUUACACGGAAGUGGGAAUCGACUCCUCACUGACGCUAUUGGACAAGGUUCUCAACACCACCCACCCCACCUAAACCCGUGCUUUACCUUCCUCAGCGAUUUUGUCUCGCUUUAUGCCCCUCUGUAGUCACAUGAGCAUACUAGAUCAUUCUUCUGUGUUGUGCGUGCAUGUGCAUAGCCUGUAUGGCUGGCGCUAGUUUUUGGCUUUUCAUCUUUUUGUUGCGAUAGCAAUGACGUGGAAACUCCAGGCGCGUUCUUGCCGUCGGCAUCGCCGUCACGGCGAUGUUCCGUAUAAAGUCCAAGGGCGAUAACACUGUCGCCAUAUGCUGUAUGUGCAAGCGAAAGCAUGCGAGGGGAGCCGACAAUCGCGGCUCAAUCUGGCGCGUGAAAGGGAGGAGAGCCGAGAGGAAACAUGCGAUCUUCCAACAUGUGAAAGGCUGUGUGUGUGGAGAGGGGGAGGGUUGUUUUCUGGCAGCAACUGCGAUUUCGCUGCAGCGCACAAGGGAAACCGAUGAUCACUGCUCAUUCUCACAUGCACAAAGGAGUACAGAGUCCGGGAGGCAGCAUGAAAAGGAGGGGGGGGGGGGGGAAGGGGUCCAACUCCGGCAGCAACUGCGUACUGUGUGCAGCUACACAGGGUGGCGCACACCAUAUCUUUAAAGCAAUCUGCAAGCGGCUCAUAUCGAUGUGCAUGCUGUGCUCUUGCCACCCAGUUUGCACUGAAGCGAAAGACAGCACGAAGGUCACUUUGCUCGCUGCUGCGCUUACUCAUGCUAGCAUUUUGACAGCGAGUGUCAGCGGUCAUCAAGUGUGAUGAGCCGAUGUUUGCCAGGGCGCACUGACACCAUGCUUGUUAAUUUAGUUAGUGAGCGAAUGCUUCCAAGUUUGUACAGCCAAUAAAUCUACUAUCCUUA